GCCCUCUGUUGUCGUUGUUUGCUCGAUUGGGACGACGACGAAAGAAAUCUGAUCUGGCAUUCUGGGCAAUUUAUCCCAUAAAAAAACUCAUAAUCAUAUCUUCUCGAAGCCAUAAUGACUACUACAGCUCCCAAACGAACCCAAGAACCUCUCCCCGAGGUAGAGAGUCACUUGAUUCUCAGAGUUCCUCAGCACUGUGCUGAAGAUUUGAAAAGACUGGUCCAAUCUGGCAGUCAGAUGUUAAAGGAUUAUCUGAAAAUUGAAACUCACUCUGAUAUGAGGCACGCUCUUGUUCAUAUCGAUGAUGACACCUUUGCUGCAAAGGUUGUUGAUUUACCAUGUAUGAUAGAAUCUCACAAGACACUUGACAAGAAGACUUUCUGGAAAACAGCUGAUAUUUCUCAGAUGCUAGUGUGUAAUGUUGAAGAUGCCCCUAUUCUCCCAGAUGAAGAGGCUAAACAAGGACUCACCAAGAAACCAGAAAAGGUCGACAAGAAGUUCAUCUGGAAGCAUGGAGUCACUCCACCCCUGAAAAACGUGAGGAAAAGACGGUUUAGGAAAACAGCUAAAAAGAAGUAUAUUGAGGCUCCUGAUGUUGAGGAAGAGGUGAAGCGAUUACUGCGGAUGGACAGUACUGCCAUUAAGAUCAAAUGGGAAGUCCUAGCUGAGGAAGACAUUAAAGAUGAUAAGAAUGAUGAUAGCAUGGGAUCUCCUCCUCAUGGUGACAUUAUCCACGACAUGUUUGGCGGCGACGUCUCCGACACAGACGAUGAGAUGGAAGACGACGAGGAAGACAUGGACGUCAACAUCGAGGACCUGGAGGAUGGGAUCGGAGUGAGCCCUCGUGUAUUGAUGGAAGGGGAGGAUUCCAGGACGGCAUUCUCUGAUGCUGGUAUGGCCGGUGACGACGAGGAAGACAACGAUGGGGAGGACGAUGAGGAUUCCGAUGGAGGACAAGAGGAAAAUGAGCUUGCAAAGAGACUAGUAGAAUUGGAAGGUGAACUCUUGGAACAAGAAAGCAGAAAGAAGACUUUAGAAGAAUCUGUUGCCAGUUUAGACAACCCUAUGCUCAAGCAACGAUUUCAAUCUCAGCUCGAUGAACUGCUAGCAGACAUGAAAAAGAAACAAGAGGAGGUUGAAACCCUACAGUCAAUUGUCGGCAACAGAUGAUCCAUUCACAGCUUCCGUUUGUCAGAGAGAAACAAGUGGAACUGAAUAGAAAGGUCACUUUUCAAAGACACUAUAAGCUACAGAAGACCUAGGAAAGCAUUUCAUGUAAGGAGUCGCUGGACCUUUUGUCUGAGGUGUUGCCAUAGAAACUGAUUCCCAGCCAAUCGAAAUCAAGGAAAGUCAUCAGAUCUGACAAAAUGUCAGGCAGAAGAUAUUGAUUAAAUGCUUUCCUGCCAAAAGCUUCAUUGUAUUACUGUCUGCAAAUGGAGACUAGAUUCAGGUCUGCAAAUUCACAGACUAGAGAAAUAUUAAGAA
Messenger RNA from Lytechinus variegatus (green sea urchin), 1485 nucleotides. Its product is annotated as transcription initiation factor TFIID subunit 7-like. Gene Ontology annotation, molecular function: RNA polymerase II general transcription initiation factor activity. Bases 115 to 1170 code for a protein of 351 amino acids. NCBI's taxonomy places the organism in Eukaryota, Metazoa, Echinodermata, Echinoidea, Temnopleuroida, Toxopneustidae. The record is from RefSeq and is a predicted model, not a curated record. The transcript has 11 exons. Gene Ontology annotation, cellular component: transcription factor TFIID complex. Gene Ontology annotation, biological process: RNA polymerase II preinitiation complex assembly; transcription initiation at RNA polymerase II promoter.